Messenger RNA from Strigops habroptila (Kakapo), 7963 nucleotides. RefSeq names its product solute carrier family 7 member 2 (gene SLC7A2). Gene Ontology annotation, biological process: transmembrane transport; amino acid transport. Gene Ontology annotation, cellular component: plasma membrane. The transcript has 13 exons. Gene Ontology annotation, molecular function: amino acid transmembrane transporter activity. Bases 409 to 2373 code for a protein of 654 amino acids. The record is from RefSeq and is a predicted model, not a curated record. Lineage: Eukaryota; Metazoa; Chordata; Aves; Psittaciformes; Psittacidae.
AGCACCAACAGCUCUCGCACCACCUACAGCUGGCUUUUAAAGCAAAUAGGUUAAUAAAAUCACUUUCAGUCAUUGCUCUUCCAUUUAAGACAGUGGAAAUUCAGGACUGGGUAAGAAGAGCAGAAGUUUGCUCAGCAGAAGUUGCUCUGAUCAGGAAUGUGUUCAAGGAAGGAAGAGGCUUGAAUAUUGGCUGAACACUGGUCCUCAAGUCUAAAGCAGUUGAACUGGGGCUGCCCUUUUUCAGAGGACUGUUGGUUGUAUUCUGAGUUAUAGAACAAUCUGUAGCUAAAGAAAAACUUAGUCCAGAAGAGGCUUCAGAAGUGCAGUGACCCAGCACAUGCAGAGCCAGAGAGCUGCCCCCUCAAUUGUACACAGCAAAAGGAACGUGCCAAGAGCUCUACAUUCACCAUGUUGCCCUGUGGACCGGCUUUGUCCUUUGUUCGGUGUCUUGUGCGGAAGAAGAAUGUCAGUGGUGAAAGUCUUGAGGACUCCAAGUUGUGCCGAUGCUUAUCAACAAUGGACCUUUUAGCCCUGGGAGUAGGAAGUACCCUUGGUGCUGGUGUUUAUGUCCUUACUGGAGAAGUAGCCAAAUCUGAAUCUGGACCUAGCAUUGUUCUUUCUUUCCUCAUUGCUGCGCUGGCAUCUGUGAUGGCAGGUCUCUGCUAUGCUGAGUUUGGUGCUCGUGUUCCCAAGACUGGUUCUGCAUAUUUGUAUACUUAUGUAACUGUCGGGGAACUGUGGGCUUUUAUCACUGGUUGGAAUCUCAUUUUAUCCUAUGUUAUAGGUACAUCAAGUGUAGCAAGAGCCUGGAGUAGCACCUUUGAUGAACUUCUUGGAAAGCAGAUUAGUCAUUUCUUCAGAACCUACUUCAAAAUGAAUUACUCUGGGCUAGCAGAGUAUCCUGACUUCUUUGCUAUAUUCCUGGUAUUACUUUUAGCAGGUCUUUUAUCUUUUGGAGUAAAAGAGUCUGCAUGGGUGAAUAAAAUUUUCACUGCUAUUAACAUCUUGGUCCUACUCUUCGUUAUGAUUUCUGGUUUUGUGAAAGGAGAUGCUGACAACUGGAAAAUAAGUGAAGAAUAUCUCAUAAACCUUACUGCAGUAACAAAGAAUCGUUCAUCCUAUGAGAAUGUGACAAGUAUAUAUGGGAGUGGUGGCUUUAUGCCAUAUGGUUUCACAGGAACAUUGGCUGGUGCUGCAACCUGUUUUUAUGCAUUUGUAGGAUUUGACUGCAUUGCAACAACUGGAGAAGAGGUCAAGAAUCCUCAGAAAGCCAUACCCUUUGGAAUUGUGGUGUCCCUGCUUGUCUGCUUCAUGGCCUACUUUGGGGUUUCAGCUGCACUGACACUCAUGAUGCCAUACUACCUACUAGAUGAGAAUCCUCUACCAGCAGCUUUUGAAUAUGUUGGAUGGGGUCCUGCAAAAUAUGUUGUGGCAGUGGGAUCGCUCUGUGCUUUGUCUACAAGUCUUCUCGGCUCUAUGUUCCCUUUGCCCCGAAUUCUGUUUGCCAUGGCACGCGAUGGUUUACUCUUUAGUUUUCUUGCCAAAGUGAGUAAGAGGCAGGCACCAGUUUAUGCCACCUUGACAGCAGGGGUCAUCUCUGCUAUAAUGGCAUUUCUGUUUGACCUAAAGGCUUUAGUGGAUAUGAUGUCUAUUGGUACACUUCUUGCUUAUUCACUUGUGGCAACCUGUGUCCUCAUUCUUAGGUACCAACCCAAUUUAAGCUAUGAGCAACCAAAAUAUUCACCAGAAAAAGCAGCUUUGGCUGCAUCUGAAAGAGAAUCUGCAGUAAGUGAAUCACAGAUAAAUAUGAUACAAGAGAAUCACUUCAGUCUUCAGGCCCUGAUUAAUCCAUCCAGUUUACCUACUGAGCAGACUGCAACUACAGUUAGCUUUUUAGUGGGUCUGUUAGCUUGCUUGGUUUGUGGUUUGAGUGUCCUCACUACAAACAUGAAUCAUUCCAUUGCUAACUUGGAGCUCUGGAGUAUUGGCCUUCUUGCUGUGUUCAUGACAUCCUUCAUAGUUACCAUUCUCCUCAUCCAAAGGCAGCCUCAGAACCAGCACAAAGUGGCCUUUAUGGUUCCACUAGUGCCAUUUUUGCCAUCAUUAAGUAUCCUGGUAAAUAUUUACUUGAUGGUACAACUAAGUGGAGACACUUGGAUCAGAUUUAGCUUCUGGAUGGCACUUGGCUUCCUCAUUUACUUUGCUUAUGGUAUCAGACACAGUCUUGAAGGUCAUCGUAGCAAUGGAGAUGAUGAAUCUUGUUCCGAAAAUAGUGGGUUGCAAGAAAAGAACCCUGUAGAAGAAGUGGAUGAACCUGAAAAUGCAAAUGAAAGUGAUCAAUUUCUUGCACAUGAAAGGACAAGUGAAUGUUAAUCUAUGCAGCAUGCAAGUCUUUUAAACCUUUCAUUGACAUUUUACUUGUGGACUGAAAUUUCAAAAGCUUUCUGCCAAUGUUGCGCCUCUUCAAAGUGUUUACUACAAGGCCUGUCUGAUAUUUUGGACAAGCUGCUAAUCCAUCUUCACCAUUUCAAAGCUGACAGCAUGGAGAUUAAUAUUUAAACUAAAAAAAGGAAAAAAAAAAGAAAUACCAUUUGGCAAGCAAAAUUUUUGGAUGUAUUGUUUGAACUGUCAUCCAAAAUCACUGGCAAUCAUAAAAUACAAAGAAUUUUAGAACUGCCUGGAAGAAGUUCUGAAUAUUUGACACUGCACUGUGAACUGAAGUGCCUUUCGUGCCUUCUCCUUAUGUCUGUUACAUGUUUUGGUCGCAAUCUGAUAGCUCUCUUCUUUCUACAGAAGUAAUUCUCAUGGGAGACAAAUUCCAGACAAGCCUGGAAAGUAUUUGCAAAAUGAAUGGUAAUUGUACAGAUCUGAUAGUUUGCAAAAAGUAGAAGAUCCUAUAUAUAUGUAAAAAGAAAUAAUUGCUUACCUUUACUAAUCAGUAGUCAUAGAGAACUCAAAUGGUAAAGGUACUUCAAAGGCUUUGAGUCACUCUAAAUAGUAUUCCAGAUUUCUACUUAUAUGAAUUCCUUUCCUUUCAGAGAUGCUGUGUGUAUAAAAUAAUACUCCCAAGAGGACCUAUGUGGGUUUUUUUUUUUUUUUUUCUGCAAAAGCAUCUGGGAAAUAAUGUAUUGGUCACAGUAUUGACAGUGACAUUCGUAUGUGAUUUAGCAAGUAUUGUGCUUUUGAUUUCCAAAGGGCCAGGAUUUUAUCCCUGACUAUGUGAUUUGGUACUGACAUACAGCAGUUGUCAAGUUUUCUUCCUUACUACUCACUUAUUCCUGUAUAUUCUCUUCUCCUUUAUCAUGUGCCAGAGCUGAUAUUUCUGAGAUUAGUUGUUACACAUUGCUUCUCCUCAAGCAAAAUUAAUGAACAAAAUCCCAGCCUUCCUUUCAGAUAGAAACACCGGACCAGGCUUUGGAAAAAAUCCUUGUCAAAACAGUAUUUCAGUGCUUCAUGAAGCCUUUAGCGUAUGUUAGCACAGCAGUUUUUCGUGAGCCAAGCCUACAUCCACAGAUCCAUUCAUGUGGGUAGAAUAUCCAAAUUGUUGCACCUGGGUGAAAAAUUAUUUUAAAGUUGGUGAAAAUGAAACUGUUCUUCUUUCAACCUUCUUUCAACCUUCUUUCAACUUAGGUUGAUCUCUUAGGUUGAUCAACUUAGGUUGAUCUCUACCUACCAAAGGCACACAGAUAUUUUAACACUUUUUCUCAGUCAGUUAGUAGUAGUCUCAAGUCCAAUGAAGGAUUCCACAAUAUGAUGUUAUUUUGCAAGACUGUAUUUGUAAAAAUUACUCCCUGAAGCACGAACUGUCUUGGACUUUCUCAUGGAGAGUGGCCAUCUGUUGCCGGUACUCAUCAUUGGUAUUAAUCUCUAUUGUUAGCUAUAAAAACUUUAGAUGCCAUGAGAGCUAUGUUGGCUGAGAAUGAAAAGUACCUUUUUAAAAUAGCUGGAAUUAAAAAAAAAAAAAAAAAAAAGGAAAAAAUCAAGAAAAAGAAGAUAGUUAAGCUGCUUCUGUCUUUCUCCCGUUCUUUUUCACAGCAGUAGAUUAACACUUUUUAAUCUUAAAACAACUUCUGUUUUGUAAAAGAGUAGUAUGCCUAAACGCUGAAGGGCAGAAGAAAUGCUUCUUGAUAGAAAACCCUGCAAUGGGCUGGUAUCCCACCGUGGAGUGAGUCUGAGGUUUUCAGACUGAUGCCUCCCUUCUCAGCUUAUACUGGGAGCAGAGGGUCUUGCAGUGCUGGCGGCAGCCAGUGGAUGGAUGUGUGCUGUUGCAGCAGUGGCCUCUACUGGCUACAUAGCAUUAGGAGUAGAAAUAGGAAAAUACAAGAGGCAUCUUAACUGAGUUUCCAGCAUAUACAUCCUCUAACUGCAGCUGCUGUUGUCCUAAGGCCCGUUGCUAUUGGUGGUCCUCAAAAAUGGAUGUGGCACAGUGGAUAAGAAGAAACUAUAGGGUAGGUGGCAACGGGAUACUGCUUUUUAAUAUAUCCUAAUCCAUCCAGAAUUGAUCAUAAGUUACAGCUGCUUCUUUUCACAACUGAUUAUCGCUUUACAAAUGCCAUUAAAGAAAGACUCAAAUCUCAUAUUUGACUAAUACAAAUAGAUGAUAUGCUAUGCAAAUAUUUGGUUGAUAGAAAAGGGCAGGAAUUCUCAGGGCAGUUCAUAGAGCUAUUGAUAAUUUUCAAUGCCUCUAUUCAGUAACUGAAAGAGCUGUCUAUGUCAGUUGGAUCUGCUGUUUUAGUUUUCAUUGUACUUCUCAACUGGGGCCCAUUUUUAUGCCAAAAAUGACAAAAGAACUGUAUGCUUUUGCUUGAAAUAGUAGAAAUGUAAGACUUUCCAGGCUCUUGAAAGGAACCCAAUGUAGUAAUUCUUAGAUAUGUCAAAACAAAGGUUUUAUUUAUAAGUAACCAGAAAAUUAAUUAAAUGAAUGUAUGUUCUGUUGUUUUUAAUCUGACAAGUAUCUGAAAUAGAGAAGCUGAUGCUUUUCCUCAUCAGCUGCAACUCUGUUGGGCAUGGCCUCUUCAGUUGUUACACUUUGGAGGACAUUAUUAACUUGCCUUGCCCAGUACUCUCAAAUCCUCAGCUGCAAAAAAUGCCAUUGCUGUGGGAGUGAGCCAGCAGUGCUCAGGUAAAGCUUUUGCAUGAUGUCUUUACAAGCCUACAGUGAAACACAGCUCUUUUAAAAUUCCUUACACAUCUCAGCAUGUGGGAAGCAGAGACCUACUUUUUCCUAUGGCUGCUGAUGCUGCAGAGCAAGCGAGCCAGGCUUCCAAGAUGCAAACUGCUGCUGUUCUGUGAUGUGCAAGUGAGACCCCAUUCGCACCCAAGGCCAACAUAUAGAAUAUCUGUUUGCAUGCCUGUCCACGUGUUUGUAUCUGUCUGAUAUUAUCCCAUAGUUUUUUUGGUGUACUGGUUAAAAUAAGUUCUAUACUGCACUGGAAUUUUCCUUUGAAGGGAUUCUGUCAAUAUAACAAACAUUGACUAUUAGCUAAGGCUUCUGGAGAUAAUUAAAUAAAAUACCUUGUCUAGCUUAUUUACCUAAUGGAUGCAUCAGCACUUUGUGUAUUGACAGUUCCCCCUUUCAUCUGUAUGAAUAUUUUACCACCCCCUGCCCCAGUUAGAGAAAUUAAUUACAUGAAAAUAAAAGAAUGGGCCUGUACAAAUGUUGUUAAGGGAGAUGCGAGCAGCUGCAGCAUGGGAACUACCCACUUAACUAAUAAGAUAUAAAAGGAAAUUCAUUGGGUAUUUUCAGAUGCUUCAACCGUGCACAGCUUAUUUAUAUCUGUGUAUAGCUAAAGUCAUUAUUAGGCAGUGGCUGAGUAAGAACAUGACAAGCCAGAAAUCUGUGCAGUCUUGAAAUUCCAGAUGCUUCAGUGGGACUUUGCAGGAGCAAAGGACAUGGCAUGAUAGUCCUUACACAGGAGCUGUGUAUGAAACAAAUUCUGAUUUUGUUCUUGCGUUUACUGUAUGUCUUUAUUUUCAGAAAGAGCAGCUGAAAGCACGAGUCCAGUGGAAUUAAAUGAUUGUUGUUAUUUUUUAACAUGGUUGUUCAUACUGUAAAUUGUUCUGUACAGAUAAUAAUGGUAUGUAUUAAUUCAAAAUAUCUGUUAUUGGAGGUAGCUUACUGGGGUUUUGUUCUUUUGUAGAAAAAAUCCUCCAAAAACAUUACUUGUAUUGGUACAUUCUGGAUGUGCCUUUAGAUAGAGGAAUUAUUCUUCUCCAGUUGGAUUUAAGUAAGCCAAAGCAUAUUUAAGGGAGAACAAAUCUUUUUGUUCUAAGGGAUAAGAGUAAUAAAGCAUUUCUGUAUAAUUCAUGUUAACUAGGCGAUCUUCUGGUAUUCCAGUCCUAAUCCUGCAAUAGGAAAUUUUAUAAGGUAUCUUAGAUUUCACUGUCUGUUACCCUGGAUAAAACUGUUCUGUUAAUAAUAGUAUGUUUUUUCCUGCACAACAAAUGCUGGUUAGAUUCCUGAAAUCUGUGUAUAAUGUUUAUGUCACAAGGUGUUAAAUCCAUUUAUAUUACCUGCUGUUAGAGUGUUAUCAGUAAUAAAUGUCAAUAAUAGUGAUAGAGAGUAACUUAUGUACUUACUUAUGAAUUUAACGGUGCCAUCCAGAAACUUAAAAUUAUACAACAAAUUUAGAAUCAAAACAUGGUAAAGCUUAAAUAUAUAUUCUAUAUUUUAUUAGAUUAUAAAUGUACAACUCUAGCUACCUUCCCACUAAAAUUAAUGCAGAGAGAUAUAUAUAUUUAAGAAAUAAAAGGCAUACUGUUUUCAUGGAGGUUUUAAUAAGUGCCAAUAUCAAAUGUGCCAUAAGCAUCCUGAGAUAUCGAAAGCGGAACAACCUGGGUGAAAUCCAUGACAGUGCAAGAAAUCUGUGUGGGACUGUGCAAUUGUUUUAAUCAGGUGUGAUGCCUUUGAUAUGGAGGUGCAUUUUGUACAAUAAGAAUUUAAUUCACAUGACAGCUGGCAUGUGUUACUUGAUUACAGACAACAGAAACUAAAAGCACCUUUUAAUGCUCUUGGGCCCUAAUUCUUCCUAGACUUGCCAGGAAGUCUGUACCACUUGCAGUCUGCUCAUUGAAAGCACUGAGAUUACUCAGUGUUAGGUAAAGAAAGAGCAGGUGGAAUUUCAUAUAAUGUAGGAUUCUUGUAUUUAAUUUCCUGUGCCUUUAGUAUUUCUUUCUGGUAUAUGUUUUGAGGACCUCUGCAUUUUUAGUAGUUGGACCUUGCCAAAGCUAAAUAUAAUGCCUUUACCAUCUCCUGAUCAGUUUUCCAUUCAAGUUUUAGAAAUUUUGGAAACAUUAGCUAAGUUGAAGGAUUUUUCUGCAUAGACAUGCAUUACAAAGAACUAUGUGUAUAUAUAUCUUUAUUUUUAUUGUCAGUUGGACAAGUUCUGUUGUCUUUGUAUGUUUUCAUUGAGCCUGGUGCCAAGUAAACUCCAGCUUCACCAAGUUUAGUUGGAGUCAGGACAAAAGAUAAAAGGAUUUGAAUGUUUAGGAGGGAUUUUUUUCUUUUGUGUUACCAGAAAGUAAAGCAUGAAACGUGUUACAUAUCUUUAAGAGUAGUUAUGUUUUAAGAAACAGUAGUGCUCAUAUCCAUUUUAACUUUUCUCUUUGUUCAUAUGUACAUUGUAGUGAUUAUUUCUGUAUUAUAUGCUGCUGAGCAUAUAAAAUGCAGAUAGAAUGAUUAUGAUGCAACUUAAGGUACAAAUUCAUAUUUCAUUGAUGUGCUCUACCAAAAUGAAAAGUCUUGAAUUUUUAUGAAUGUAAAAAUGCUUAUAUUUAAGAAUAUGGUGCUUGUUUUUUCACUUUUACAAUACAAUUGUAAUCACUGAUAUUUUUAGUUACCUUUACUCCAAAUUCUGAUGGAAAUUACAUUGCUCUUCAUUUACUGUAAAAUGUGCUUCAUGGGACAACGAUUGUGCAUUUGUUCCAUAUUUUUUAAAUAAAGCCGAAUAUUACUUGUACUUCA